AGCGCAUAAGACCCUUUUAUAGCAGCUUUAGAUUGAGAGACGCUUGCUAUUGGAAAGUAAACGGAGCAAAACGCAUUUGUCAUCCGCAAUCAAGAAGGACUACGAGCGUUUCAGGUGUUCUUCAGAGUGAUUCUCCAUCAAACAGGUGAACCAUGCGGUCCUUGCUUCUCCUGAGUGUAUGUAUCUGCAUCUCCUCAGAGAUUUACACUGAGCCUGAAAGCAUGUUCACAGUCAGCAUACCCAAUGAGCUUCCUCUACAGCCUCUGAUGGGUGACACAAUAGUUCUACCAUGCUACUUCCAGGACAACACAGUCAAUGACCCCGGUGCCCCCACCAUUGCCCCUUUGUCUCACCGGAUAAAAUGGAGUCUGGUCACCACAGAAAAGACCACAAACAUUUUAGUGGCAUCCGAGGGCAUAGUAAACAUAGAAGAAAGGUAUCUGGACAGGGUCUCCAUGGUGGGAUACCCAAUGACACCCACAGACGCCACCAUUAAGAUCACAGAGCUCCAUUCCAAUGACUCAGGAGUGUACCGCUGUGAGGUCAUGCAUGGGAUAGAGGAUAAUUAUGAUAUUGUUGAUGUUCAAGUUCAAGGUAUUGUUUUUCACUAUCGUGCAAUCACCACACGAUAUACCCUCAACUUUGAGAAGGCCAAGGCAGCCUGUAUUCAAAACAGUGCAGUCAUCGCCACUCCAGAGCAACUCCAAGCAGCUUAUGAUGAGGGCUUGCACCAGUGUGAUGCAGGAUGGCUUUCAGAUCAGUCAGUCAGGUACCCUAUUCAUGACCCUCGUGAGGCUUGCUAUGGCGACAAGUAUGAAUUUCCAGGAGUGAGGACAUAUGGAGUGAAAGACGUGAAUGAGACUUAUGAUGUGUACUGCUUUGCUGAGAAAAUGACAGGAAAAGUAGUACACACAACUUCCCCUAAAAAAUUCACUUUUAAGGAGGCAGAAGCUGAAUGUACAAAGCAGGGUGCACAGUUGGCUACCACAGGACAGCUGUACAUGGCUUGGAAGGGAGGCAUGGAUGUUUGUAAUGCAGGCUGGUUGGCUGACAGGAGUGUCCGCUACCCCAUCAACAUCGCCCGACCACAGUGUGGAGGAGGCCUUCUAGGAGUGCGUACCAUCUAUCUUUUUCCCAAUCAGACCGGCUACCCUCUCCCAGACUCCCGCUACGAUGCAUUUUGCUACUCUGAAAAUAAUGAGGAGAGUUCAGGUUUCCCUGACAUAUUUCCAGACAUGCAGAUUACUACAGAGGUGGGGAGUGGUGUCCUGAGCGUUGGCACAAUCACAGACAGCUCCCAGGUCUUUUUAAAGCAUGCCUCCACUGAGAGUGAACUAAAGGGGGAAGUUGUAACACAUAAGCCCUCAAUGACCACCAGUGUUGACUCCUCAUACACUGUGCUAAAUAUUACCCAGCUGCCUCUUUUGCCACCUCUCAGUUCCACUGGGGUGAUCACUGACAUUGUGGAAGGGGUCAGUAACAGGACUGAUCUUGAGUCAGAGGUUUCCCGUAUGAAUGAAACUGAAGCUAUCAUGUCUGCCACAGGGGUGGUGUUCCAUUACCGCUCAAGCUCCAGUCGUUAUGCCUUUAACUUUGUGGAGGCUCAGCUUGCAUGCCAGAGCAUCGGUGCAGUCAUUGCCAGCCCUCAGCAGCUCCUGGCUGCCUAUGAGGCUGGUUACCAUCAGUGUGAUGCUGGCUGGCUCUUGGAUCAGUCUGUCAGGUAUCCCAUUGUGUCUCCACGUGAGAAAUGCUCUGGUGAUUUGGAACAUGUUCCUGGUGUGAGGUCUUAUGGACUGCGUCCUGCUGAUGAGCGCUAUGAUGUAUACUGCUAUGUGGACAAACCAAGGGGUGAAAUUUUCCAUGCAAGUUCAUUCGAGGGAUUCACUUACGAUGAAGCAGUGGCUUACUGCCAGGGCCAGAACGCCUCCCUGGCCUCCACUGGAGACCUGUAUGCAGCCUGGAAGCAGGGCUUUGAUAAGUGUCGUGCUGGCUGGCUUCUUGACCGCAGUGUACGUUACUCCAUUAAUAACCCCCGGCAUCAGUGUGGUAGAGGGAAGGCUGGAGUUCACACAGUUUACUUGUUCCCCAACCAGACGGGCUCUCCUGACCUGCACACCAAAUUUGAUGCGUAUUGCUUCAAGGUUCAUCUGGAUAUGUCUCUAAAUGAAAGCGAACCAAACUUAACUGUGACAGAAGAAGUGAUAGUGAACAUCACAUCCUUCCCUAGUCUUUUCAGACCUGUAUUUCCCCCUAUUACUCCUCCCAUCCCUGUGGAACCGUCUGGAUCUGGCUCUGGCUCAUCCGGGGCCAGUGGCACCGAUGAUCUAUUGAGCAGUGGAAGUGGGGAUCAACCGAGUGGGUCAUCAAGUUCCAGUGUAGACCUGUCAGGAUCUUGGUCCAGUGGUGAUGUUUCAGGGUCAGGUAUCAGCGGUGAUGGCUCAGCUAUCCUUGUAAUCUUCUCAGGAAGUGGCAAAGUUUUGUCAGGAGUUGGAUCUACUUCAGGGAGAUGCGAGGAGGCUGGGGAAGGAAGCACAGAGAUCCUCACCUUUCCCUCAGGCCAGGGCUCAGGAUCAGGGAGUGGGUCGGGGUGUAGCUCUGAGGAGAGUGCAUCUACUUCAGACAUUUCCAGCAGCUCAGGUGAGAGCGUCAAGAUUGGAGAACUUUCCGGCAUCUCCUCAGGAUCAGGUUCCAUUGAGGAGUCCACAGGUUUCAGUGGUUUCUCAUCAGGAGUUUUUCCCUCUGGAGGCUUUAGUGGCAUUUCACUGGUUGAUGGCAGUGGUGUUAUCAUGGUGGAUAGCCAGUGGGUUCCAUCUUUAACAGAACAGGAUUUGGGUGGAAGCCAUGUGGAUUUCAGCGGAUCAGGGCAUAUCUCAGGGUCUGGGGUGAGUGGAGAUUUCUCUGGAAUGAGCGGUGACCACAGCGGCUCUGGAAGUGGUUUGGAGUUUUCUGGAAUGACAUUUUUGGGGUCAGGAUUAACUGAUCUCACAAAACAAUCUCGUGAGGAGGAAGUGUAUGGGGUUUUGUUAUUCGGGUCUGGUGAAGGGAGUGGAUUUACAUCUGGAGGCUAUACCAUCGAAUCAGGAGAAAGAUCAGGGGCAUCAGCUAGUGGUGAUAUCACCCUCUUCACCAAUGGUGCCGUGAUAGAAAUGUCUAACAAGCCCUUCCAAGGCAUGGAGCUGGGACGGGAGGAGGUGGAGUAUAGUGGCAAUGUCAGACUGUCCUCAGCGAGUGGAGAUGACCAAACUGUCUAUUCUAGUGGACAAGAAUAUGAGUGGAGCCCAGCAACUGGUAACACACCACAGUUGAACACCAGUGAUGAUCCCUUAGCUCUUCUAUCAGCUCAAGGAUCAUCAGGGCUGUACAGUGAUGCUGCAGUGCCUGUGCAUUAUUCAGAACCAGAGGGGAUCAUCAGUAAACAUGAUGCCAUUACUUCUGCACCUUUACUUAUCAAACCUGCCAUCACUUCACAAACCCCUUCUGUCAAUGAAGGCCCUUUUGUGAAAGCUUCUGUCAACCCAUGUGAUCCAAACCCCUGUGGUGCCGGAUCGUGUUCAGUGCAGGAUGGUGUGGGCCUUUGUCAUUGCCCACCUGGACUGCAUGGAGAAGAGUGCCAGUUUGAUGUACACAGCUGUAAGGAGGGCUGGACUAAGUUUCAGGGCAACUGUUAUUUGCACAUGUCGGAGAGAGAGACCUGGGUGGAUGCUGAGCAGCACUGUCGAGACUUAAACGCUCACCUGGUUAGCAUUACCACUCCAGAGGAGCAAUCCUUCUUCAACUCGUAUGCACAAGACUAUCAGUGGAUUGGAUUGAAUGAUAAAACAGUGGAAAAUGACUUCCGCUGGUCAGAUGGGACCCCACUGCAAUAUGAGAACUGGAGGCCUAACCAGCCUGACAAUUAUUUCAACUCUGGUGAAGACUGUGUUGUAAUGAUCUGGCAUGAAAAUGGCCAAUGGAAUGACGUGCCUUGCAACUACCUCCUACCUUUCACAUGCAAAACAGGACCAGUAUCAUGUGACCAACCUCCUAAAGUGGAGAAUGCCAGGAUGUUUGGAAACAAGAAAGAACGUUACCAGGUGAAUUCCAUUAUCAGAUACCAGUGCAACGAAAACUUCACACAGCGCCACCUUCCUGUGAUCCGCUGUAUGGCAGAUGGACAGUGGGAGAAGCCACAAGUGGAAUGCAUAGCCAAGAUCAACACAAGGCCGCAAAAGAAAUCCACAGCUCAUCACUCACAUAAAGCUAAUAGCACAACAUUGGAGAAGCGUCUUUAAGGAGAUUUGAUAGAGAUGAGUUUUAUAUUUAUUUUCCAAGCACCUGAAUUAUCCAGCAUAUAUACCUAAUUAAAAAGUGUAAGUGCCUAUUUUGUAUAUAUUGCUGCCCCCUAACACAUUAGAUCACCAUAUUUUAAAUCUCAGUUCUUGGCCUUUACCCAUGAUGCAGUGCUACAUCUCAUCACUGCUGCAAAAGAUGAGAGACCAAAAUAUCAAAGACCACCAACAUUAUUAAAGAUGUCUGUAAAUAUUUGCUGAAGGCUUUUCUUUUGGACUAGCUAGUGUUAUAUGGUGAAAAGGCACCGAGGUGCCCAGUCCUUUCUCUAUGAAGGAUUUUUUGUCUGUGCCAGUAAGCAAAAUUUUAAUGUAUGAUAGAGGAGGUCAUGAAAUGUGAAGCAUUAUCUUUAUCUAUAGUUUUUGGAGAGGAGUUAGAACAUAGAAAACUCCAUAGCCAUAAAAGACGUUUACAAAAAUAAAUUAUUUAACCAGGCAGAUGAAAAAAAAAAAAAACUUGCAUGAGGAUGUCAUUCAUUUAUGUCUGAGUAGGACAUCAUAAUGUGAAAUGAGAUCUAUUUAUUGAUUUCUCACAACACAGCACAAAGUACAUCCAUCUUUGACUGGGUGUGUCCAUCUUUUUUCAUGUUUAGUCACAAAAGCCAUAUACUGUAUAUUUUAAACAACAUUAAAUCUAGGUGUCCAAAUCCAGUCAGAUUAUGAA
Messenger RNA from Myxocyprinus asiaticus (Chinese sucker), 4989 nucleotides. Its product is annotated as aggrecan core protein-like. Gene Ontology annotation, biological process: cell adhesion. Bases 153 to 4271 code for a protein of 1372 amino acids. The record is from RefSeq and is a predicted model, not a curated record. Gene Ontology annotation, molecular function: calcium ion binding; hyaluronic acid binding. The transcript is spliced from 18 exons. Lineage: Eukaryota; Metazoa; Chordata; Actinopteri; Cypriniformes; Catostomidae.